ACAUUGUCAAUUUCUCACAAAUCCAGUCCAUCGGCGUCGAUGGCCACGUCAGAAUUACGCACAACUAGCACCACCAGUCCAUCGACCACAUUUGUCCAAACAGACGCAAACACUUUCCGAGAAAUAGUGCAGCGUUUAACAGGCGGCAGCAGCAGCGGCGGGGAGCAUCAUCAUGAAACAGCUACACCACAAGUACUAGGGAAGAACAAGAACACCACCACCAACAAUACGAUUAAUAACAGUAGUACUAGGAAGGUGGCGGCUUCUUCUUCGACAAGCAAACUCCAUGAGAGAAGGCAAUGUGCGAAGAUGAGGCCCAAACUCGAGAUUGUUAAACCCACAACCACCACCUUCCAUUCCAAACCGCCGUCCCCAUCAGUACUCAGCCCAAGUACAAUGUUCUCAAAGCUGUCCAUUCUGCAGCAGGAACAACUUGAAGAAAAAAAACUGUUGUUAUUAGGGUCGUCAUCACCGACGCUAAAGAUGACAUCUGGAUCGUCGGAUCACCACCACCACCACCACCACCAUCAUCAUCAAGCAGUAAUGAAUGCUCAUCAUCAAGAACAAGAACAGGAAAAAGAAGAAGAGAAAGCCAUCCAAGAGAGGAGAUUUUACAUGCAUCCAUCACCUAGAGGGGGCAGGCCACUAGAACUCCUUACCUUGUUCCCUUUAACAUCUCCCAAAUCAAGUCAAAACGAAUAA
Molecule: messenger RNA, 702 nt
Organism: Pyrus x bretschneideri (Chinese white pear)
Lineage: Eukaryota; Viridiplantae; Streptophyta; Magnoliopsida; Rosales; Rosaceae
Product: VQ motif-containing protein 31
Exons: 1
Coding region: 40-702 (220 amino acids)
Source: RefSeq, a predicted model, not a curated record